Penicillium canescens is the source of this 2859-nucleotide messenger RNA. RefSeq names its product tubulin gamma complex associated family protein. Gene Ontology annotation, molecular function: microtubule minus-end binding; gamma-tubulin binding. The coding region runs from base 1 to 2859 and encodes 952 amino acids. Lineage: Eukaryota; Fungi; Ascomycota; Eurotiomycetes; Eurotiales; Aspergillaceae. The transcript has 2 exons. Gene Ontology annotation, cellular component: spindle pole; centrosome; gamma-tubulin complex. The record is from RefSeq and is a predicted model, not a curated record. Gene Ontology annotation, biological process: cytoplasmic microtubule organization; meiotic cell cycle; microtubule nucleation.
AUGGACCAAUGUGAUCAGCUGGAUCCGUUCUCCAGUGAGAGUCUCUGGAGGCUCUCCAAGUUCAGCAUAGAAGCUCUACAGCCGCUGGAGUCUCUACCGUGGAACGCUACUCUACCUGAAAUUCCGAGAUCUUGCUUUGAGGCACCUACCGAACCAAAAGAGAAGAUUGAUACCUCACUAUGGAAGCUCGACUUCUUUCCAAGUGAUUUGGAACCGCCCGAAUCGGCAACCGACUCAAUCAUCAAUUCUUCCAUAGACGGCCUGUCUGAUGCUCCAUCUGACCCUGCAGCAGCUGCAGCCGGAGAAUUCAACAACAUAUGGACCUUGGACUUCUUAGGCGAAGAGGAUGCUCAAGUCACCCCGCAGAAAUCGUGGGAGAGAUAUACGGAGAGGUCAUUUCAAGAGCCGGUGUCUGCCUACUUCAGUGAAUCGGGCGCGAGGGGAUUUGAUGCAGCUAUAGCAAAGCAAACACUUAUGAAAAGGCAGACGCCGACUCGACUGGUUCAAACGGAUGUGUACAUUCGAUCUCUGCUUCGACUGGGCUUAGGUUGGAAGUCAGCCUUCUUUCGAUACAACGAAAUCACAAGUCAAUUCGAGAAAGAGAUAAAUGAUAUUCGGAUCUCUGGUGUCAGCUCUAUGGCAUUGGAUGAUGUCGUUGGAUACGUGCUAAAAUGUGGCACCAAUAUGCACCAGAUGCGAUUGUUCGCGCAAGAUCCUCCAGCCAAGUGCAGAGAACUGUCGGCUCUAUUCACUUUGAGCCGCACAAUCGCUGUCAUCAUCUUUAAUCUCGAGCAACAGAUCUUUGGACAUUCACAACAACUCGCCUCACUGCUGCAAAUUAGGGGCCUGUUUGACCGCUGCGGGGAUCUGAUGGGUGUCUUGGCAGCUAUUGUUGGCACAGCUCAAAAGGCUUCCUCAGACGCGCAAAUCAUAUCAAUUGUCACGCAACGUGCAGCCUCCUUUGCUCAGAGUUUUGGCUGGAUGGAGAACCUGUUGCAUGAAAUAGUGAUUCGAGUGACCGAGCCGUGGUUCAAAUUCAUCGAUGGUUGGAUUGGGCUUCGACCAGACGAUGCCGCGCUUGAAGAAUCAAUCGCUGGUGGUAAAACCUUUGUCGAACGAGAGAUCCAUCAACCUGGCAAGUUCAAAACCGGACCGGCACGAAUCGAGCACGAAUUUCAAGCAGACCAUAUGCCAUCGUUUGUCCCAGCUGAUCAAGCGCAAUCCAUUUUCGAAAGUGGUCGAAGCCUUCGAAUGUUAAAGCGAUCACAUCCAAAUCAUCCUAUCGGACGGCAUGAUGUUCUUUCCCGAGCUGGUCAUCUUCAUCUGCAUUGUGCGACUUCCUGGGCUGACAUCGAGCACAUUCACACGAAGGCCCAGGAGUAUGAAUCGAAACUUCGCGCUGAGAUCAAGAGAUAUAACCGAGGAGAGCCAGCACUUUCAACCACUCCAUCCGAAGCACUCACGCAGUGUGCCAAACAAUCGGCGGACGCAAGUGCUAUCGAGGGAACCUUUGAGCUUUUUGACAUAGAUGAUGAAAAACACCUCUCGGGGCCUGUCACAAACCGAAACGCUCUUUCGAGGGAUAUUUUCAAUCAACUUCUUGACAAAGCCCGGAGGUUCGAGCCCGAGUCUAUUGAGCAGACAAGCCAUUUUGGGCCAGAGUUGACAUCUGGCCUUCACCUCUCCCUGGCACCGAUCAUCUCGUCUCAAGCCCUUCUCAUCGACUACUCAUGCCUACACCAUCUCUUCAAAGAACAUCAAUUGAGACAUAAUCUGAAUCUACAAUGGCGAUUCCAGCUACUCGGAGAAGGCCCCUUCGUGUCGCGCCUGUCCAACUCCCUUUUUGACUCAGAAAUGGAAAGCGGAGAAAGGAAGGCUGGUGUUAUACGCAGCGGCGUGGACACUGGCUUACGACUCGGGAGUCGAGACACUUGGCCACCAGCCAGUUCAGAGUUGCGCCUGGUUUUGAUCGGCCUUCUGGGAGACUGUUACUUCGGUAACGCAGAUGCAGAGGAUUCCGAAAAGGGCCAGAAUCGAAAAGAUAAUGAAAUGCCGGGUGGGCUUAGCUUCGGCAUUCGAGAAUUGUCAGACGAAGAAAUAGACAAAUGCAAGGAUCCAAGCUCAAUCGAAGCUCUGGACUUUCUUCGUCUACAAUACACCCCGCCGGAAGCACUCGAGACCAUCAUUACUGUGCGGUCUCUCGAUAAGUAUGAUCGUCUCUUCAAACAAUUGCUUCGGCUGCUCCGUAUGGUUUCCGUUGUCAAAGGACUCGUCCGUGACUCGACUGUGCGAGGAUCUCUGUCAGGAGACACACGAAACGUGUUUCAAAAGUUCCGAGUAGAGGCUCAGCACUUUGUUCUAGCAGUUAGCGACUACUGCUUCCAUAUUGGCAUUGGAUCGAUCUGGCAACGCUUCCAAGAAACACUCGCCAAAAUCGAGUACUGUCUCGACCGUGGUGAUAUCGACGGCACAAUCGAAGCGGCUCACUCUGUACCAAGGCUUCGCGGCUACCAUGAGGAUAUGCUUGACCAGAUGUUAUUCGCGUUCUUCCUAAGCAAGCGACACGCGCAGGCGGCCAAAUUACUCGAAUCGAUUUUCGGCACUAUCCUCGCCUUCAGUCCACUAUCAAAGGCAGAUGGGAGCGGGCUGCGUCACGAGGCCGAAGGAACUGCUCUCUACUUGUACCAAACAUUCCGCAAACAGACAUCUGCUUUUGUUGGCUAUCUGCGCAGUUUGGAGUCUGGCAAGGCCACUUCGAAAUCUAUGGCUAAGUCGGGAGCAUUCUUUUCAUCGCACACGGAGCCAACCAGUGUCUUUGAGCACCUCCGUGUGAGGUUAGACCUAAAGGAAUACUACUAG